This is a messenger RNA of Rhagoletis zephyria (snowberry fruit fly), 3515 nucleotides long. Its product is annotated as mucin-2-like. The record is from RefSeq and is a predicted model, not a curated record. NCBI's taxonomy places the organism in Eukaryota, Metazoa, Arthropoda, Insecta, Diptera, Tephritidae.
AGAACAAAUUAAACAAUGAAACGUGUCGCCUGUUGCUUGCUGUUGGUCGCUGCGGUUUUUGUGUCGGCGAGUGUAGCUGGGCAUAGUGUCACUGAAGAAAUUGAAGCCAAUGGUCCGGCCACUUUUGAGCAGGAGCCUAUAGUCACAGAUUCCACAUUUUCCGCAGUCAAUUUUUCUGGUUUUCAUCUAGUAAAAUCAGAAACCGAGACAGUAGGUGAAGAUAUACCAUCACCAUUAGGCGCUAUGGUCUCUGUCUCGGAUCUCACACACGCCAGUCCUCAUAUUUCUAGGGUUCAUGUCAUUAAAUCAGCAUCUGGGGAGGAUGAAAGAGUGGUGGAGGUUAUUGGCACCUGGCGUGGUGUGCUUAAAGGUGACCAUAUCAUUAGUGGCGGCGUGAAUACUACUACGACGCAUAUUUCUGAAUCAACUGGGCAAGCUGGUAUAGUUGGCGGCUAUACAGACAUAAGUUCGAUCAGCAGCACAUCAGCGAAAAUCAUCAAUAUUUACGAUGAAACGUCGGUGGACAGUGGUACCCAAAUCCAAAAUGAAACUGUACAAUUGGGCGAUGUGCUGGAAAAACUGGAGUUUGAGCUGAGAAAAAAUAGCAGCCAAAGUAUUGAACAGCAGCAAGCGCAAAAUGACUGCAUUAACGGCACUGCGCAUCCACCGUUGAGUGUUUGUGUCAAGUUGCUAAAUUCAGUUAGCCAGACUAGUGCAGCUACAGACAAGAAAAGCGGGCUGUUUAGAGAAAUACUGCGCCUCUUGACUGAAGUGCUUCAUCCGGACCCCGAUGGCGAUGGCGGACACAAUGCUGAAAGCGAAGCUGCGGAUUUGCUAAAUCAACUAAACGCCAUGACUACGCUCAGUCCGGAAGUCACUACUGCGGCGAGCAUUGCUGAAACGGUUACUGAAGCUGUCACCGCACAAUCCGACCUCGCUAACGCCGAUCCUCAAGUGAAAGUUUGUCUCAAUAUACUAUUGGAGGAAAUACUAGCUAUCCUGGCAAUGUACCACAAUCAUAACAAUAGCGAACAAUUCACUUCAACGCCCACUAUGCCAGUUGUGACUGAAAGUCCAUUCCAAUCGUCAGCUUCGAGUUCUAUCGCGGCAUCUCUUGCAACUUUGCAAGCCACCACUUUUGAACAAACCUCCCCUCCUCCUUCCCCGGCUACUUUGCUACCAACAACUUUAACACAAACCCAGUCCCCGACCGCAUCCUCAACCACUGCACAACCAGAUACCGCUCCAACAACUUAUUCUACUUCAGCACCCUCUCAAUCAACAACACCGGCAUCACCUCAACCACCUACUUCAUCUUACACUUUCCCAGCACCACCACCGUUGUCACAGAUCUCAUCUUCUACACCACAGUCGACUAAUUCAGAACCGACUCCGCCUACGGCAAUUUUACAACCAACUACUUUAGCACCAUCUACAUCAGAAGAAAGUCUUCCUUCAACUACGCCAGCACCAUGCGAGGAAACGACUCUUGCCACAAUAGUGCCAACUACUGUAGAUGCAACAAACCCCUCUACAAAUCCUCCAACAUUAGCAUCAACUUUGCAGCCAACAACACCGGAAUCAGCUGGACCUCCUUUUUCUCAAUCCUCCUUGCCGUCAACCCAGUUCUCGUCACCUGUAUCAGAGCCAACAACACUUGGAUCAACGCAACCCCCUACACAGCCCUCGACAACACUUCCAACUUCGCCAUCUAACUCACAAACAACCACUUCACAGGAAACCCUUCCUCCUGCCUUCCCAUCUACUGCACCAUCCACAGUAGAGCCAACCCAACCUCUAAUUUCCCCAUCUACUUCGACGCCACUUCCAACUUCAACGUCCAUCCCGGAAACUAGUUUAGCAGAACUAGUCACCUCUCCUACACUUCCUCCAACUGAGCCCUUUACUUCACAAACAACUGAAUUAGAAUCAAACGAGCCCUCGACUUCGGUUCCAACUUCCGAAACAAGUCCUUCAGAAUCCAUGACGUCCACUAACCUUCCGCCGUUUACGAUGGAAAUAAGCACAUCAGUAUCAGCUACGUCACCUUCCAUUGCACCAAUUGAAUCCACAACUUUAGUACCAAGUACUUCGAAAUCAACGCAAUCUCCCACUUCUGAAUCCACUUCGCAAUCAGAAGCAAGUACUUUAAGGCCGGUACCAGCGCCUACAAUUCCUCACACUGAGCUCUCCCCUUCACAAUCAACCACAUUGCAAUCAACACUACCUUCGACUGCGGUUCCAUGUUUGGAAAUAAGCACCACAGACCGAACUAACUUGCCAUCACUUCCUCCGAUUUCGACGUCUACUACAGAAAAAAGUACUUCUCAAAAUUCAGCCGUGACUUUCCCAGUUGUGAUAACAACUGCGCCACCACCUUUGACUCCGACUGUAAUUCCAACUUUACCACCAACCAUUCAACCAAGCUAUCCACCAACAUUGCCACCUACCAGCCAACCGACUAGUCCAUCCACUAUCCCACCAACUUCUUCGCCAGCAUUUACUAUUUCAUCAUCAUUACCUCCGGCACCGGCGCCAACACCGGCCCCAUAUAUUCCACCUAGCCAUGCACAAACAUUGCCACCUACCGGUCAACCAACCAGUCCAUCCACUAUCCCACCAACUUCUACGUCAACGUUUACUAUUUCAUCGUCAUUACCUCCGGCACCAGCGCCAACACCGGCUCCAUAUAUUCCACCUGGCUAUCCUCCAACAAUGCCACCUACCGGUCAACCAACCAGUCCAUCCACUAUCCCACCAACUUCUACGCCACCAUUUACUACUUCACCGUCAUUGCCUCCGGCACCAGCGCCAACACCGGCUCCAUAUAUUCCAUCUAGCAAUCCUCCAACAUUGCCACCUACCAGUCAACCAACCAGUCCAUCCACUACUCCACCAACUUCUACGCCAACAUUUACUAUUUCAUCAUCAUUACCUCCGGCACCAGCACCAACACCGGCUCCAUAUAUUCCACCUAGCAAUCCUCCAACAUUGCCACCUACCAGUCAACCAACCAGUCCAUCCACUACUCCACCAACUUCUACGCCAACAUUUACUAUUUCAUCAUCAUUACCUCCGGCACCAGCGCCAAUACCGGCUCCAUAUAUUCCACCUAGCCAGCCACAAACAUUGCCACCUACCGGCCAACAAACCAGUCCAUCCACUAUCCCACCAACGUCUACGCCAACAUUUACUACUUCACCGUCAUUGCCUCCAACGCAAACACUGGCUCCAUAUCUCCCACCAAAACCAUGCUCCCUACCAACAUCUUCGUCAUUUUACUCCAACAACCCAUAUCCGGCAUAUAUUCCAAAUUAUCCCCCUAUUCUACUACUUCCUUAUCCCGUUGUACCAUUUCCUAUUGCCCCGCCUAGUCCAUGUGCCGAAGCAUCCGAUCAAGCGAAAUCGGUUUCGGUUGAUAGUAAGUCACCAAUUUUCCAACGCGCUGUGCCAAUCGAGCAAAUAAUCUGUCAACGGAAUGUGCUUGGAGCUUAUUCUGCAGGACUAUGAGCAAG